Messenger RNA from Penicillium angulare, 867 nucleotides. Its product is annotated as SDR family oxidoreductase. Bases 1 to 867 code for a protein of 288 amino acids. Lineage: Eukaryota; Fungi; Ascomycota; Eurotiomycetes; Eurotiales; Aspergillaceae. The transcript has 3 exons. The record is from RefSeq and is a predicted model, not a curated record.
AUGACUGAACAGUUGACAUGGCUUGUAACUGGCUGCACGUCCGGCAUGGGCGAGAGUCUAGUCCACGCGAUCCUAGCAAAGGGCGAUCGAGUCAUCGCAACAGCGCGAGGAAGAGAGAAAAGCGCGGUGGAGCGCCUGGCUCCCCUCAAAGAAGCGGGCGCUGCUGUCAUGGAGUUGGAUGUUACUGCUUCGGAGUCUGUCAUUAAAGAGAAAGCCGAAGAAGCAUGGUCUAUCUACGGCAAAGUGGACAUCCUUGUGAAUAAUGCUGGAUAUAUUGACGGUGGAAUAUUCGAGGAAAUCGAUGAAGAAUUCUUGACUUGUGUUCUGAGAAACAAUGCAAUUGGACCACUCAAUCUCACUCGCGCUUUUCUCCCUUAUAUGCGUAGCAGGGGCACUGGUACCUUACUUUUCAUGUCCUCUGUGGGAGCAUACUUUGGAACACCCGGCGCUAGCGCCUACAUUGGUGCGAAAGGCUUACUCGAGGGCAUCGUUCCUAAUAUCGCGGUCGAGGUCGCACCUUUCGGCCUUAGAACCUCCAUACUAACACCUGGAUUCUUCAACACCAAAGUCUUCACACCUGGAAACAUUCAUUGGCGGGCACCGAACCCAUUACCGGACUAUGCCGAGAUGAACAAGGUGGCCCAAGAUCAAUGUAAUGCUUUUGAUGGACACCUACCGGGCGAUCCUCGAAAGGCGGGUGAUAUUAUUGUCGAUGCUGUCAAGGGUACUGGGCAGUGUGAAGGAAUGGAAUUACCUCUGUGGCUUCCUUUGGGAUCUGAUGCUUUCGAAUUUAUUCGCGGGAAUGUACAGGCAAAGUUGAAGAUCUGUGAUGAGUGGGAGGAUAUUGGUUCUGCUACGAACUUCUGA